This is a messenger RNA of Ziziphus jujuba (common jujube), 1526 nucleotides long. RefSeq names its product ribulose-phosphate 3-epimerase, chloroplastic. Gene Ontology annotation, cellular component: cytosol. The transcript is spliced from 10 exons. NCBI's taxonomy places the organism in Eukaryota, Viridiplantae, Streptophyta, Magnoliopsida, Rosales, Rhamnaceae. The coding region runs from base 276 to 1127 and encodes 283 amino acids. Gene Ontology annotation, biological process: pentose-phosphate shunt, non-oxidative branch; pentose-phosphate shunt; carbohydrate metabolic process. Gene Ontology annotation, molecular function: D-ribulose-phosphate 3-epimerase activity; metal ion binding. The record is from RefSeq and is a predicted model, not a curated record.
ACCAUUGCAGAUAAGAAAAUCUCCACCAGAAAACCGAGGUGACACGUGUCACCACGCAACCAUAUUUUCCUUCAAAUUUCUCCCAUUGUUUUAGCGUCUUAUGUUGAAGAAUAGGUUGGUGGGAAGCAAAAGAAAGGAAAAAGAAAACGAGCCAGAAAAGAAAAUUAAAAGACCAACCUCUCUCUCUCUCUCUCUCUGUCUCUCGCUCUCUCUCUACCUAACCGUUGAAGCCUCAAAGAAGACACAGAGCUCUUUUUGGAGGUAAAAAGAAGAAGAUGUCAACAACUUCUUUGUGUUCAUCGACUCUCCAGUCACAGAUUAGUGGAUUUGGUGGGGGUCUCAAGCUUCAAAAACCAUACCUUUCACAACCCAGUUCGUUUACCAUCACAAGGAAGAAAUUUAUGACUGUGGUGAAGGCUUCAUCUCGGGUUGAUAAGUUCUCAAAAAGUGAUAUCAUUGUUUCCCCAUCCAUUCUCUCUGCUAAUUUUGCAAAGUUGGGAGAGCAGGUGAAAGCAGUGGAGUUGGCUGGUUGUGAUUGGAUUCAUGUUGAUGUAAUGGAUGGUCGCUUUGUCCCAAACAUCACCAUUGGACCUCUUGUGGUUGAUGCCUUGCGCCCUGUGACAGACCUUCCUUUGGAUGUGCAUUUGAUGAUUGUAGAACCUGAAAAGCGUGUGCCAGACUUUAUCAAAGCAGGAGCUGAUAUAGUCAGUGUUCAUUGUGAGAAUUCUGCCACCAUCCAUUUGCACCGGACAAUUGAACAAAUAAAAAGUCUGGGAGCUAAAGCUGGAGUUGUCCUAAAUCCUGGCACCCCACUAACUGCAAUAGAAUAUGUCCUUGAUGCGGUUGAUCUGGUUUUGAUUAUGUCUGUGAACCCUGGGUUUGGUGGGCAGAGCUUUAUCGAGAGCCAAGUAAAGAAAACCUCUGACUUGAGAAGAUUAUGUGCAGAGAAGGGAGUGAAUCCAUGGAUUGAAGUGGAUGGUGGAGUGGGUCCUAAAAAUGCAUACAAGGUUAUUGAGGCUGGAGCUAAUGCUCUUGUCGCUGGUUCUGCUGUCUUUGGUGCUAAAGAUUAUGCUGAAGCUAUACGAGGAAUCAAAACCAGCAAAAGGCCGGAAGCAGUUGCAGUGUGAAAUGUCAAAUGAUCCUAUUAUUUUCAAGUUAUGAUAUCUCACUUAUUCAUUGCCAUGUAAGUUAUCUUCUCAUUGAGUUUCAUAUAUGAUUUUCAUGUGGUGACUGGAUUCCAGAAAAUGAUGCAGCAUUCUAAGAAAUCCUCAAAACAAAUGACAUAAAAAUAAGUAUGCAUGAGUUGAAGAGCUAGCGAUGGCAACUUGUAAUCUGAUAUGCUGUCAAUGUCUGCAGCGUCUCAUUUUGUUAGAGAUGAAUUAAUAAUAAAUCAUGUAUGUAGUAAGAUGGUCUCCAUGACCAUGCUUUGUGUAUGAUAAUCAUUUAUAGGGAUUCAAUGAUUUGAAUUUCAGGCCUAAUUUUCUGUAACAAAUGAUUUCAAUCUAUAUAAAGAAUGUUUUUUUUUU